UAAGAGAGUGCAUAACCUUGAUACUCUUAGUUUGUUGUUUAGUGGUUUGGUGUGACUCCAAAAAAAUGCAGAAAUUAGUUUUAACCCUCAUUUUUACCGCUUUAUCUGCAAAAGCCCAAAAUUCAAGCGAAGGGUCAAUAACCUUAGAAACCACGCCUUAUGACACCACCCCUGCGCCCAAACCAACCCCUGCGCCUCUUACUCAGACAACCACGCCCUCUCCCAAAAUCACCACCAAUCCUUACGACGAAUUGUGUCCCCCACUCACCCCCGACAUGGAUUCUUUAACCCAAGAACAGUUUAUUGCAAAAUUGACAGAUGCGUGUCGAUAUGAUAAACUUAUCAAACCCCCAACUCGUGGCCCUCUUAGAGUUUCGAUGCAGAUUGACCUAACUCACAUAGAGUCGGCUGAUCAACUCCAGUUUAAGGCCCACAUGUUGGUGCAAUACUUGUACAGAGAUGACAGGUUGAGAUAUGCGGAGUUGUCACCAAGAAGGGUCGGUCUUUUAGGCGAGGAGUUGCUCCGGAAUAAAAUAUGGGUGCCCCACAUUAUGAUACGGAACGAAAAGGACACUACCAUCAUGGGAAUCGAUGGGAAAGACGUUUUUAUUUCAAUUAAUCCAAUGGGAGAUGUAGUUUAUUCCUAUCGACUAACAGCAACGUUUUAUUGUUGGAUGAAUUUGCAAAAAUUUCCAUUUGAUUCGCAAGAAUGUCACUUAAAAUGGAACAGUUGGACCUACAACUCUACCAAUUUGAUUCUUCAGUGGGACAAAGACGAUCCUGUUAAAUUAGCCAAAAAUCUGCAUUUGACAGAAUUCGUGUUGAGCGCCACCUGGACUGAAGAAAAUGAAGUACCUGCUUCAUUCAAUAAGGGCGCUUUUGUUGGCAAUUUCAGUCAAUUAAUUUUCCGGUUUAAACUCACCCGUGACGUUGGCUUUUACAUCAUGGACUAUUUCCUACCUUCGAUUCUCCUAGUGGUCAUCUCGUGGGUCACUUUUUGGUUACAAGCAGAUGCAGCACCGCCACGCGUCACUUUGGGCACUUCCACCAUGUUGGCUUUUAUCACCCUAAAUGGGGGAUUAACCAAAACUUUACCCAAAGUGUCAUACAUCAAAGCAAGCGAGAUUUGGUUCUUAGCUUGCGCUUGUUUUAUUUUUUGUUCAAUGGCGGAAUUUGCUUUUGUCAACGUCAUUUGGAGGCGCAAAAAGCAGGUCGAAAUGAAGAAACAGAGUAGCAAACAUAUACUUAAAGGCGCGCUCACCCCGAAUUUGGCAAGGAAACAGUUGAGAAAAGCUGAGUCGAACAAUAGUUUGUAUAAAGCGAGGUCCUGUUCGAGUCUUGAAACGGAAGGAGGGGACAAUGCUAACAAAAAUUCACAAGCGAAUUAUUUAACAGUUCAUAGCUUCCCCAGUAACCUCAAAGUGCCUCAAAUUACGACUCAGAGUCAAGACGAAUUGAUAGAAAGUGAGGACAGCACUUCGGUUAAAAUGCCCGAGAAUAAGGAACCUCAAAGAUGGCACACGAUGACACCUCACGAAGUUGCCAACUGGAUAGACAAAAAGUCCCGAAUUGUAUUCCCUGUCAGUUUCCUCAUUUUUAAUAUUUUUUAUUGGUCUUUUGUGUAUGUUGUAUAAUUUAUUUUCGAAAACUUUAUUUAAUCUACAAAUACA
Tribolium madens (black flour beetle) is the source of this 1670-nucleotide messenger RNA. Its product is annotated as pH-sensitive chloride channel 2-like. The record is from RefSeq and is a predicted model, not a curated record. NCBI's taxonomy places the organism in Eukaryota, Metazoa, Arthropoda, Insecta, Coleoptera, Tenebrionidae. Bases 66 to 1634 code for a protein of 522 amino acids. The transcript has 6 exons. Gene Ontology annotation, biological process: chemical synaptic transmission; regulation of membrane potential; signal transduction. Gene Ontology annotation, cellular component: membrane; synapse; neuron projection. Gene Ontology annotation, molecular function: extracellular ligand-gated monoatomic ion channel activity; transmembrane signaling receptor activity; chloride channel activity.